Molecule: messenger RNA, 486 nt
Organism: Saccharomyces kudriavzevii IFO 1802
Lineage: Eukaryota; Fungi; Ascomycota; Saccharomycetes; Saccharomycetales; Saccharomycetaceae
Gene: EMA19
Product: Ema19p
Exons: 1
Coding region: 1-486 (161 amino acids)
Cellular component (GO): endoplasmic reticulum
Source: RefSeq, a predicted model, not a curated record
AUGAAGCUAGGUCGUCGUGAGCAACAGUUCUACUUGUGGUACUUCAUCGUUCACAUUCCUAUCACGGUAUUCAUUGACUCAUCAGUGGUCAUCCCUGCAAAAUGGCAAUUGGCGAUUGCGCAAAAGAUCGUCCAUAACCACAUUACAAAGCAACACGAUUUUCUUCUGUCAGAGAAACCAGAAUGGCUGUACUGGUUUGUAGUUCUUGAACUAGUUCUACAACUUCCCCUUUUUGGCUAUUUCGUCAAUAAACUGUGGAAUCUAAGCGAAUUACAAGUCAACACAGACGCCAAGCUGCAAAAGUGGUUGCGAAUCUACGGUUGGAAUGCCUCACUAACUACACUGAUAUGUAUUAUUGUCAUCUUCAAGCGUGGUUAUAUCCCGGAUGAUGUUUUGAAAACAAGCUUGACCAUGACACAGAAGUGCCAGCUGGCUUCUGUGUACCUGCCCACAUUCUUCAUUCCGUUACGUCUAUGCUCUGUAUAG